AAAGUGGGUAAUGCAAUGCCCCAUUUAAGUUCUCCCAGUCUCUCUGAUUUGAUUCAUUCAGGUCUUUACACACACCCUAUACUCUUCUUGUUUAAGCUCCCAAGUAUGUCAAAAACGAGUUGUGAGGGGUCAGCUAUGCUCCAUCAUGAACGGGCAAGGCGCGCUCCAACGCCUGGGAAGGCAGCCAUCCUUGCAAUAGGCAAGGCAUUUCCUAGCCAACUCGUUCCUCAAGAAUGCUUGGUGGAGGGCUACAUUCGUGAUACAAAAUGCGUUGAUGCAACUGUGAAGGAAAAGUUGGAGCGUUUAUGCAAAACGACCACUGUGAAGACGAGAUACACUGUCAUGUGCAAAGAGAUCUUGGAUAAGUAUCCCGAGCUUGUAACAGAGGGCUCACCCACCAUUCGACAGAGGUUGGAAAUUGCUAACCCUGCAGUUGUUGAGAUGGCCACUGAAGCUAGCAAAGCCUGCAUUAAGGAAUGGGGGAGGCCUGUGGAAGAUAUCACCCACAUUGUGUAUGUUUCUUCUAGUGAAAUCCGCUUGCCCGGUGGGGAUCUUUACAUUGCCAGUCGGCUUGGUUUGAAGAACGACGUUGGUCGGGUGAUGCUGUAUUUUCUAGGCUGUUAUGGUGGUGUCACUGGCCUCAGGGUUGCCAAAGACCUAGCAGAAAACAACCCAGGAAGCCGCAUUUUGUUGACGACGUCCGAGACUACAAUACUCGGAUUUCGUCCCCCAAACAAUGCACGCCCAUAUGACCUCGUUGGGGCGGCACUUUUUGGAGAUGGAGCUGCAGCUGUGAUCAUUGGAGCAGACCCUGUGGCGGGGCAAGAGUCUCCUUUCAUGGAGCUGAACUAUGCCAUCCAGCAAUUCUUGCCAGACACCCACUAUGUGAUCGAUGGCAGGCUUUCUGAGGAGGGUAUAAAUUUCAAACUUGGCAGAGACCUUCCACAGAGAAUAGACGACAACAUAGAGGGCUUCUGCAGAAAGCUGAUGGGAAAGGGAAAGCUGGUGGAUUUUAACGAGUUGUUCUGGGCAGUCCAUCCUGGUGGCCCAGCAAUUCUGAAUAAACUAGAGAGAACUCUGAGGUUGAAAAGCGAGAAGCUGGAAUGCAGCAGAAAGGCAUUGAUGGAGUAUGGGAAUGUUAGCAGCAACACCAUCUUCUAUGUGAUUGAGAAGAUGAGGGAGAAGCUGAAGAGGGAGGACGGGGAAGAAUGGGGACUGGCGUUGGCAUUUGGACCGGGCAUUACCUUCGAAGGCAUUCUCAUUCGUAGCCUCUGAUGGCUGUGUAGCCCCCCGCCGCGCCGGAUGCUUUGUGAUCUGGAGAAACCCACGGAAAACAAAAAAUGUGCUUCUUUUUAACUUUACUGUAACUGAAAACGAGUUUAGCUUUGGAUUAAAAGACGUUCAUUCUGAAUUUGAAAACUAUGUUGGAUCGUGAAUGAUGAAGCUAAGUGCAAAUUUUAAUUCA
Messenger RNA from Cucurbita pepo subsp. pepo (vegetable marrow), 1465 nucleotides. Its product is annotated as type III polyketide synthase A-like. Lineage: Eukaryota; Viridiplantae; Streptophyta; Magnoliopsida; Cucurbitales; Cucurbitaceae. Gene Ontology annotation, biological process: polyketide biosynthetic process. The record is from RefSeq and is a predicted model, not a curated record. Gene Ontology annotation, molecular function: acyltransferase activity, transferring groups other than amino-acyl groups.